Xiphias gladius (swordfish) is the source of this 1948-nucleotide messenger RNA. RefSeq names its product ras-related protein Rab-11B-like. Lineage: Eukaryota; Metazoa; Chordata; Actinopteri; Istiophoriformes; Xiphiidae. Gene Ontology annotation, cellular component: recycling endosome. The record is from RefSeq and is a predicted model, not a curated record. The coding region runs from base 155 to 811 and encodes 218 amino acids. The transcript is spliced from 5 exons. Gene Ontology annotation, biological process: constitutive secretory pathway; regulated exocytosis. Gene Ontology annotation, molecular function: GTPase activity; GTP binding.
UCUGCGGCCAGCUCGCCUUGACAGCCAAGCACUGGCGCAGAGUCUCAGCACAAACCUUUACCUUAUUUUUUUUUCUGGCAUAUAACGAUUAUUCAUACCCGCACUUUUCACACAUCCUCUUCCGGAGACCAGCGUUGGAGCGGCCUCGUCUAGAAUGGGGAACCGAGACGAUGAAUACGAUUUCUUGUUCAAAGUCGUGUUAAUUGGGGACUCGGGCGUAGGGAAGAGCAACCUGCUCUCUCGAUUCACACGAAAUGAGUUCAACCUCGAGAGCAAGAGCACCAUCGGGGUGGAGUUCGCCACACGCAGCAUUCAGGUGGACGGCAAGACGAUAAAGGCUCAGAUCUGGGAUACAGCGGGACAGGAGCGCUACAGAGCCAUCACCUCUGCGUACUACAGAGGAGCGGUGGGGGCACUCUUAGUGUAUGACAUAGCCAAACACCUGACCUACGAGAAUGUGGAGCGCUGGCUGAAGGAGCUGAGGGACCACGCCGACAACAACAUCGUCAUCAUGCUGGUCGGCAACAAGAGUGACCUGCGCCACCUCAGGGCUGUGCCCACGGAUGAGGCCCGGGCCUUCGCAGAAAAGAACAAUCUGUCAUUCAUAGAAACUUCAGCCUUGGACUCAACGAACGUUGAAGAAGCCUUCAAAAAUAUUCUUACAGAAAUCUAUCGCAUCGUCUCGCAGAAACAGAUCGCUGAGCGGUCUGCCCAUGACGAGUCCCCAGGAAACAAUGUGGUGGACAUCAGCGUGCCACCAACCACGGACGGCCAGAGGGGGACCAAACUGCAGUGCUGUCAGAACCUGUAACCCAUGGCAACCGUCCCUCCUCACCUGGGUCGAUUAUUAAUUGAAAUCCACAGUGUUGGUAUGCUUCCAUCUGCCCGGUUUUACAAUAUUGUCUGAAUCUGCACUUUUUAGAUCAAUGGAGUCAGCUGUUACGCCACACAUGAUCAAUCCCAGAAAGAAGUGUUUGAAUUGAUUUCAAAUUCUAAUCUGACCCAGGUACAGCCUGCUACAUUCUGGCGCAGAAACAGGACUGAUGGUACCUUGUGAGUCGCUACCACAGUUACCCAUGAUAGUGUAGCAGAAUAGCCUUGCCUGAGACCUUGUAAGCCUAGACAUCUCCCUGGUAGACGGUCAUUGCCACAUGCUGGAGGCCUGGGUUUGAAUCCUGGCUGUUCAGUCGUACCAGCAGUCCUGUUUUUGGCCUCCCCUCCUCCUCCUUCAGUCAUCAUCUCAAAAGUGGUUGUGACGCUACUGAUGCUUAUUUCAUUUUGUGUAAAAUAUAUUCUUUUGUUUGUUUUGAUUUUUGAUAGCUUGUCUGCUCACAUACAUUAUAUUAAUGCCAUGAAAUUAAAUUUUACAAUAUUAUGUUUCUGUGGUCUUUUUCGUUUUAGCAGCAUAUACAUGAGAUGACAUUCUACUCCUACACAGUGACAACCAUUUAAAGCCUAAAGAUACAUUUUUAUGUAUUACAUUAUUAGAAUGGCAUUUUACUAUUGUGGCAGAUCAAGGGGGAGCUAGUUUUAUCUACUUUAAAUACAAUUAGGUAGUUUAGUCUGGUGGUUCCCAACCUCAGGGUCUGGCCUCUUCCAAAGGGUCACAAAAUUGAUCUGUGGCACCAUAAGAUGAUUAUUGGGUUAGGAAAGAAAAAACCGAAAAUUCUACUAUGCAAAUCAGAUACCUAAAUCUGACGAGGGGCUACAACUACAUUCCGCAUUUUUUCUAAGGGGUAACAAGCCCGUACGGUUUGGAUCCACCAGUUUAAUCUUUAACAGUACAUCUUAUUUUAUAAUACCUUAUCUAAUAUUAUGUAAAAUGUUAUGUAUGAAUGUUUUAAUAUAAAGUAACCAGUAAAUAUAGCUGUAAGCUAAAUGUACCGGAGUAAACAGUACAAUAUUUGAAUCUGAAAUGUAGUAGAGUAGAAGUGAAAAGUUGCAUAAA